AUGUCCUCUUCCAUUCAUUUCCCAGACCCAAACCGCUUUCAGCAACAGUCAGAUGAGUUUCUCACCUGGCUAUCUGGCCUACCGGGUGUCAAGUUGAAUCCCAAGAUUCAGAUCGCUGACUUAAGGGCUAGCGGCGCCGGCCGAGGUGUCGUGGCUCUGUUCGAUCUCGAAGAAGGCGAAGAGCUUUUCACCAUCCCACGCGCCCAUGUCCUCUCGGUCCAGAAUUCAAAGCUAAAGGACCUGAUCUCUCAGGACUUGGAGGAGCUUGGACCAUGGCUCUCUCUCAUGGUAGUCAUGAUCUAUGAGUUCCUUCGCGGUGAUCAAUCCACCUGGGCGCCGUACUUCCGAGUUCUUCCUCGGAAUUUUGACACUUUGAUGUUCUGGUCCCCCGCUGAACUUGCGGAGCUCCAAGGCAGCGCUAUCGUGGACAAAAUUGGACGGCAGGACGCAGAAGAAUCAAUCCUCGAGUCCGUAGCCCCCAUCGUACGAGCAAAUCCUUCUCUUUUCCCUGCCAUCGACGGUCUGGCCUCUUACAAUGGGGACACCGGUGCUCAAGCACUCCUUAGCCUCGCUCAUACGAUGGGUUCACUUAUUAUGGCCUAUGCGUUCGACAUUGAGAAGCCUGAGGAUGAGGAUGAGCGCGAUGGAGAAGACGGCUACGUCUCAGAUGAAGAAGAAGGACAAUCGUCUAAGGGUAUGGUUCCCUUAGCCGAUCUGCUCAACGCAGAUGCCGAUCGGAAUAAUGCUCGCCUCUUCCAAGAGGAAGAAACCCUGGCCAUGAAAGCAAUCAAGCCCAUCAAACCUGGCGAGGAGAUUUUCAAUGACUAUGGGGAGAUUCCCCGAUCUGACCUUCUGAGACGGUACGGCUAUGUUACCGACAACUAUGCUCCGUUCGAUGUCAUCGAGCUGCCCCUUAGCCAUAUAUGCCAGGCUGCGGGCCUGGAAAACGCUGAUAUCGAGUCCCAACCUCCGCUCCAAUUCUUGGAAGAGUUAGAACUCCUUGAUGACGGUUACACCAUCCCAAGACCCUCUCCUGAGGACCAGUUGACAGAUAUUCUGCAGGAUGAACUGCUCCUGCUGCUCAAAACCUUGACUCUGUCGCCAGAACUUCUGCAGAAGCAAGUAUCGAAGAACAAACCUCCCAAGCCGACCUUUGGCGAAGCGGAAGCUACGAUACUUGGCAGAGCGCUGGAGCUCAACCAAGCACAAUACGUAACAAGCAUUGCUCAAGACCAAGAGAUUCUCGCCCAGCUGCGCCAGUCGGCCGCCUUUGGUGCCGUUGACAACUUCCUACGCCGCAAGGCCAUGGCUGUUCAAGUCCGCCUCGGCGAAAAAGAAGUUCUUCAGGGACUGUUCACGAUUCUCAAUAACCAACUCACCAACCAGGCUAACGGAUCCGCGGCCAAGCGCCCUGCCAACGGUGACCACGACGACUCGAGACGAGCCAAGGCUUUCAGAACUUGA
Molecule: messenger RNA, 1464 nt
Organism: Aspergillus homomorphus CBS 101889
Lineage: Eukaryota; Fungi; Ascomycota; Eurotiomycetes; Eurotiales; Aspergillaceae
Product: ribosomal lysine N-methyltransferase
Exons: 4
Coding region: 1-1464 (487 amino acids)
Biological process (GO): peptidyl-lysine monomethylation
Cellular component (GO): nucleus
Molecular function (GO): protein-lysine N-methyltransferase activity; protein binding
Source: RefSeq, a predicted model, not a curated record